Molecule: messenger RNA, 3322 nt
Organism: Octodon degus (degu)
Lineage: Eukaryota; Metazoa; Chordata; Mammalia; Rodentia; Octodontidae
Gene: Ddx18
Product: DEAD-box helicase 18
Exons: 14
Coding region: 85-2256 (723 amino acids)
Biological process (GO): maturation of LSU-rRNA from tricistronic rRNA transcript (SSU-rRNA, 5.8S rRNA, LSU-rRNA)
Cellular component (GO): nucleolus
Molecular function (GO): ATP binding; nucleic acid binding; RNA helicase activity
Source: RefSeq, a predicted model, not a curated record
GGUUGGCCAGCGGCGCACGUGUGUCCCGGAAGGAAGUAACGUCAGCCGGGAGAGUCGCGCUGGGACCCUGGUUUCUCCGCAAGCAUGUCGCACUUGCAGAUGAAACUCCUGCGUAAGAAGAUCGAGAAGCGGAACCUCAAACUGCGGCAGCGGAACCUAAAGCUGCUGGGAACCUCCAAUGUGAGCCUGUCAGAAAUUCAAAAUGGCAUUGUGCCCGAAGAAACAAGCGUUAAGAAAAAAGUUAAAAAAUCCCUAAAACAUUCUAUGAAUGGGGGCUUGCCUGAAGCUGAAAAUGGAGAUGUAUUUGAAGAAACAGGGCAAGUUGGGAAAGUUAAAAAAUCUGCAAAACUUUCUGUGAUUGCCAGCUUGUCUGAAGCUCAAAAUGGAAAUGAGCCUAAAGAAACAGGGAACGUCAGAAAAGUUAAAAAACCUCUGAAACGUUCCGCGAAUGGGAGCUUGACAGAAACUCGAAAUGGAGAUGAGCGUGAAGACGCGGUAGAAAAUGUCAGAGUUCAAAAGUCCCCCCCGAAACCUGCCAUGGUAGGCAAGGCAGAAGCAGCAACCCAGUCUCCCAACUCAGAAUCAAAAAAGAAAAAGAAGAAGAAGAGAAAAGUAGUGAAUGAUGCCGGGCCUGAUACAAAAAAAGCAAAAACUGAAGAAAGCACCGAGACUCCCGGACAAACAAAAGAUGGUGUGGGAAAGUCAGGUGGUGAGGACGGUGACAGCGAGGUGCCCAGCCUGCCCUUGGGACUGACAGGAGCUUUUGAGGAUACUUCUUUUGCUUCUCUAACUGAUCUUGUCAAUGAAAACACUCUGAAGGCAAUAAAAGAAAUGGGUUUCACAAACAUGACUGAAAUUCAACAUAAAAGUAUUAGACCACUUCUGGAAGGCAGGGAUCUCUUAGCAGCUGCAAAAACAGGCAGUGGCAAAACCCUUGCAUUUCUCAUCCCUGUGAUUGAACUCAUUGUUAAGUUAAAGUUCAUGCCCAGGAACGGAACAGGGGCCCUUAUUCUGUCUCCUACUAGAGAACUGGCCAUGCAGACGUUUGGUGUCCUUAAGGAGCUCAUGACCCACCACGUUCACACGUACGGCUUGAUCAUGGGUGGCAGCAACAGGUCUGCAGAGGCCCAGAAACUGGCUAAUGGGAUCAACAUCAUCGUGGCCACCCCUGGCCGCCUCCUGGACCACAUGCAAAAUACUCCAGGGUUUAUGUAUAAAAAUCUACAGUGUCUGGUUAUUGAUGAAGCAGAUCGUAUCUUGGAUGUUGGAUUUGAAGAAGAAUUAAAGCAGAUUAUUAAACUACUGCCAAUACGCAGACAGACCAUGCUCUUUUCUGCCACGCAAACUCGAAAAGUCGAAGACCUGGCAAGGAUUUCUUUGAAAAAGGAGCCAUUGUAUGUUGGCGUGGAUGAUGACAAAACUAAUGCCACGGUGGAUGGUCUUGAGCAGGGAUAUGUUGUGUGUCCCUCUGAAAAGAGAUUCCUUCUGCUCUUUACAUUCCUUAAGAAGAACCGAAAGAAGAAACUCAUGGUCUUCUUUUCAUCCUGCAUGUCCGUGAAAUACCACUAUGAGUUGCUGAACUACAUUGAUUUGCCUGUCUUGGCCAUUCACGGGAAGCAGAAGCAAAAUAAGCGUACAACGACAUUCUUCCAGUUCUGCAAUGCAGAUUCCGGGAUAUUGCUGUGCACGGAUGUGGCAGCGAGAGGGCUGGAUAUUCCUGAAGUCGACUGGAUCGUUCAGUAUGACCCUCCAGAUGACCCUAAGGAAUAUAUUCAUCGUGUGGGUAGGACUGCCAGAGGCCUGAACGGAAGAGGGCAUGCCUUGCUUAUUUUGCGCCCGGAAGAAUUGGGUUUCCUUCGUUACUUGAAGCAGUCCAAGGUUCCACUAAGUGAAUUUGACUUUUCCUGGUCUAAAAUUUCUGACAUUCAGUCUCAGCUUGAAAAAUUGAUUGAAAAGAACUACUUUCUUCAUAAAUCUGCCCAGGAAGCAUACAAGUCAUACAUACGAGCGUAUGACUCCCACUCUCUGAAGCAGAUCUUCGAUGUUAAUAACCUAAAUUUGCCCCAGGUUGCUCUGUCAUUUGGUUUCAAAGUGCCUCCUUUUGUGGAUCUCAACGUGAACAGCAGUGAAGGCAAGCACAGAAAGAGAGGAGGCGGCGGCGGAUUCGGCUACCAGAAAAGCAAGAAAGUUGGAAAGUCCAAAAUCUUUAAACACAUUAGCAGGAAAUCAUCGGACAGCAGACAGUUCUCUCACUGAAGACAAAUUCCUUUGAUCUAGAGUAACCCUUCUGAAAUGAAUUUAUUUUCCUUUACAAAGAAAUUUUUGUAGUUCUGUAAGUCUUUCUUGUCUUUGAUGUGAUCGUACAAUUUUUCAAUUUUAAAUACUCCCUGCAAAAAUUUUUGUUACUGUUUUACUACCAGUAUAAAUGUUUUUGUAGCUUCCCUGUAUGCUACAGGAGGCUUUUGUGGCACGGGUUUCUAUGCUGACGUACUAUACAGCGGGACUUGGUAUGCUGCUAGGUGGUGGCAAUGCCGAAGCAAGUCUGGCCUCACCCUUGCGGUCUGGGUCUUGGGCCUCAAGAGUGGCUUGGAGCUGCUCCUGAAAACGCAGUUGGAAAGGGCCCGGCGCUUCAAGAGACACACAGGCAGCAGCUGUAGGUAAAAGCUGUCAUUUUGAUGCUCCGGGCCUUAAAACAACAAGCUUAGCAAGGAAGGACCGUGGGUCGAUGGGUAGGUGGUAUUUUAUGUCUAUUGCGAGGUGAUUUGGAUGGUAGUAAAAUCUUCCAACUGUGCAGCAUAAAGACAAGGGCACAUAUCAGUAGACUUAACACCGAGUCUGAAACAGCGCCCAGUGUGUACGUUAAAUUCUUUGUGAGGAGAAAAUGAUCUCUUCCAGUCCCUGAAGGAAAUACAUCGGUGGUAAAAAUUGCAGCAAACAGAUCAGAAAACACGGGAAUGUUUUCGUGUAGGACCACUUGGUUUGUAGUGAGUUUUGUGUGGUGUACAACUACAAAAUAGCUAAUGUUAGUAGCAAUUCAAAUUGCUGUCGUGCCAUUUAGUAUUCAGAGUCUGGUUAAAUGCCAUUAUGCAGAGGACAUCAAGUGUAGAGAAAAGAGGUGGAUAAAUGACAGUACAGUGGAAGACCAAGAGACCGGCAGCGGCCACCUCUGCGUGACUGUUGUCCUGGCUGCGCUUCCUGCGAUUUCAGACCUGGCUGCUGAACAUCUGGCUUGGCUUCUUGGAUUCCUGACUCCUGGCCUAAAAUACCUUUCUUCAGUACUGUUUGCUUCAGAAACAAUUAUGUUUCAAAAAAUAUACAAAAG